Molecule: messenger RNA, 5377 nt
Organism: Vespula vulgaris
Lineage: Eukaryota; Metazoa; Arthropoda; Insecta; Hymenoptera; Vespidae
Product: protein dispatched
Exons: 10
Coding region: 651-4067 (1138 amino acids)
Cellular component (GO): membrane
Source: RefSeq, a predicted model, not a curated record
AAAAGUGGGGGAAGAGAGAGAGAAAAAAUAGAGAGAAUGAAACAGGCAAUUUACGAACGUUACCAUUUCAGCAAUCGACUUCUCGAUUUGCUUUUCGGACAAGUUAUCGGAUCGUACCACUCGUAGCGAUGUAAACACAUGUGCCACCCCUUGUCAUGGAACAAUCAUGUUACUUUUCGAAUGAUUUUAUAAAAUAAUUGUAUAGUAGUUUGAAUAUUGUAUUAUAAUAAAUAUACGAUUAUUUUUGUAUCGUAAUCGAUGUAAGUACGAAAAUAUCGAUUCGAUAUGUACACAUUUUAAUAUUAUAUUACUAUUUGCACGUAUAAAAGGUGAAUUCUUCUUAAAUGGAGUCAGUAAAGUGCAGAUAGACAACCAUAAAAGUUCCACAUUUAAAGUAUCGAAAAUGUAUACAUUACGUAUACAAAAUUAUGAUUUCAAUGUGAAGUGCAUAUAUAUAAAAGCGUCAUAUAAUAUUAGUGAUACUAGACUAUAUUUUGACACUAAUUUCUUUGAAAGUAACAUAUGAAAUAAUCUAUUUUUACUCUAAAGUGCAAUGUGUUUAACUGGUGUUUUAUCAAGAUUUUUUUAUUAUUGUACCAUGCUAAUCUAGAUUUGAAAUAAUAUCAAUGUGAAGUACAAGGUGGUUAAAAAUGGAAGCGUGGUGGUUUUCUCGCAUAGUUGCACAUCAUCCAUAUGUUAUUCUAUUGACAAUAUUUCUAUUUUCUUGUACAUGUUUAAUAGCUCCUCGUACUAUUCAAAAUUUUCCAGAUUUUUCUGAUCCUCAAUUGGGAUUUGAAGCAAGGGGUACUAAUUUAGCACAAAGAUUAACAGCAUGGCAAAAUUUAAUGGAAGCAACCAAGCCUAGAGGAGAACUUGUUGAUAAUCCUUUAGAAUAUUAUUAUUAUUUAGAACAACUAAAUCAACAGACUGACUCCACUUCACAAAGACAUGGUUGGACAAGUCAGGGUAUUCUUAGGAAAAAACCUAAGAGUAUAAAUAGAAAAAAAGGAAAAAAGUACAUUGUAACAAAAAAUGAAACGGAAGAAGAUUCAAAUAAUGAUAAUGACAAAGAUAAAUGGGAAGAAUUAUUAGAGUUAAAAAAUAAGAAUCGAUUAAAUAUUGUAGAAGAUGAAAAAAAUCAUAAUAAUUUGGACAGUGAAAACUUUUUCUGUAAUUUACCAACUUCUGCUUAUGCUCGUGUAGUUAUAGGUACAGAAACAAAAGAAAAAAGUUUAUGGACUAUGGAAGGUGUUCUAGCUCAAUGUCAUAUUGAUGCUGCACUUAGAGCAAAUCCUCAUUUUCCUUCAUUAUGUCAAAUUCAAGAGGAACGUAAUAAUAUAAGUCAUAAGUGUUGCAGAAGUUGGUCACCUGCUAAUUAUGUAGCAUUGUUGUCUAAUCGAAGUUCCUGUUUGGGAGUGACUGAGAAUGAUCUUAUUCGAGUAGAAACUUUAUUAAGAAGAUGUGCUUAUUAUUAUCAUAAUUUGGAAUUGACCAUUAACUGUGCAGAAGAUCUCAAUUGUCAGAAACGUGUUCCAGCAGAAUGCUAUCUACAUAAUGCAGUUUACCAUCUAUUACAUUACCUUUUAGAUGUAAACUUUAUUCCAAGUCAUAAACAACAAUCUUUAAAUAAGUCACAUUCAACAUUGCAAUCAGUAAUGCUAUUUCUCCCAAUUGCAGCUAGUUCAGCCAGUUUAGAUUUCUACAAAGAAUUAAACAAUAAUGGUCUGAGUUAUGGGAAGUUUAAAGUGCGAGGCAUGCAAUUAGGAUUAAAAAGUACAUUAUUUGAUAGUCUUUUAGUAUCAGAUUUCAGUCUGGUUCUAACUGGAUUUGGCUUUGUGACCCUAUGCAUUUGGAUAUAUACUGGAUCUUUAUUAUUAACUAUUACUACAUUCUUUGCAGUACUCUUUAGUCUUGGUAUUUCAUAUGCAGUAUAUACUCUUGUUUUGCGAAUUAAAUUCUUCCCAUUUAUGAAUUUACUUGCAAUUGUGGUUGCAGUUGGAAUUGGUGCAGAUGAUGCAUUUAUAUAUUGUAAAGUUUGGGAGUGUUGCAAGCAACAAAAACUUUCCAAUGGUGGAUUAGCACGAUUAGUACAGGAAACCAUGAAACAUGCAAUACCAUCUAUGUUUGUUACUUCAUUAACAACAGCAGUAGCAUUUUUUGCAUCUAUUGUCAGUAAUGUCACUGCCAUUAAUUGUUUUAGUUUGUUCUCAGGAAUGACUGUGAUCACUAAUUUCUUUUUAAUGAUCACAUGGUUACCAGCAUGUGUAGUAGUAUCAGAACAUUGUCGAAUAACAACUCUGUCACCCGCGAGUUUUAUUACAAGGAAAAUUAUUCGUCCUAUACGAAUAUUUGCAGAUAAAAUUGCUCUUACAUUUAUUAUCUUCCUCACAAAAAUUGUAAUUGGUUUAAGAUGGUUUUGGCUUGUGAGUUUGGGUGCCUUAGCUGUAGCUGGUUGCAUAGUAGUUUUUCACUAUCCAGGACUGCAAUUACCUGAUACUCCUGACUUCCAGUUAUUUGAAACUUCUCAUCCUUUUGAACAAUAUGACUUAAUUUAUUCUCGACACUUCUGGUUCGAAAAAGUUGAAAUGAUCGAUGGUGGUGAGAUUUUACCACUACGAUUUGUUUGGGGCAUAAAACCAGUUGAUAAUGGAGAUUACCUUAAUCCUGAUAAAAAGGGUAUGCUAGUAUGGGAUGAAUCUUUCGACGUGUCUCAUGAACAAUCUCAAUUAUGGUUGCAACAGUUCUGCUAUAAUCUACGAAUUCAACCAUUUUAUCGUAAUACAUUAGGAGCACUUCUUCCUAAUUGUUUUAUUGAAUCAUUACGUACGUGGAUGCGAAGGCAUUGUGAAGAUCCUAUAGAUACACAUAUUAAUUAUUCACCAUGUUGUAAGAGAAAUUCUUUUCCUUAUAAGCCAAAUGUAUUAAAGCAAUGUGCAGCAGAAGCUACUGCACAACUCUAUCGCACACCUUCUUAUCUGUGGAAACGAGGUGGUCCAGUCUAUGCAGGUCUAAAAUUUUUGAAAGAAUCAAUACAAACUUCAUUGCAACCAAAAAAUGCAACAGGAUCUUUAAUAUUACCAGUGCCUAAAAUAAAGGCGUUAAUUAUAGAAUAUGAUAGUAUAUAUGACUACAGUCUUUCAUAUUUUCAUAUGAAUCAAUUCUUUCAUGAAGUUGAGACUUGGAUGCAAGAACAAUUAAAAACUGCACCCACAACUAUGCAAGGAGGAUGGUUCAUUAGUAAAUUGGAAUUUUACGAAUUACAACGUACAUUACACGAGGGUACUAUAUGGGCUAUGAUCGUUUCAUUGAUUUUAGCACUUGCAGUAUUAGCACUCGUAACAUUAAAUCCUUUAGUUAGUAUAUAUGCAAUUAUAACAAUUGGUGCUGCCAUUAUAGUGACUGUUGCUACUUUAAUUCUUCUUGGCUGGAAACUCAAUGUUCUCGAAAGUGUUGCAGUAUCUACUGCUAUAGGUUUGGCAGUGGAUUUCAGUUUACAUUACGCUGUAAGUUAUCGAGCAUGCAACUCGGAACAAAGAAUUGAUAAAGUUAAAGCAGCAUUGGAUCAAAUGGGUGGACCAACACUGAUGGCAACAUUAACAAGUGGAGUUGCUGGUGCUCUCAUGUUACCCUCUGAUGUAUUGGCAUAUAUACAGAUUGGUAUAUUUCUAUUGCUUGUGAUGGGGAUAAGUUGGAUUUAUGCUACAUUAUUUUUAUGCCCAAUGUUAGCAGUCAUUGGUCCAUCAUCGCAUUUUGCUCAAUUUCAAUACCCAAGAGCAAGGAAAUUAUUAUUUUGUUUUCGUAAAAAAGAAUCAGAAGAGUUGGCAGAAACAAAUAGAGAUAAUGGUAAAAUGGUAAAAAAAGGAAAAGGAAAGGGAAUGCUAUCUGAAUCAACAUUAAGUACUUCUAGCACAGUAUGUCAAUUUCAUUGUAGUGAACCGGAAAUUCUUAUUGCACGGCCUCCUUCUUCAUCGUUACCUCCAUCACCGACAUCGGCAUUACUUUAUUUAGAUAGUAAUCAAACCACUGUGUGGAACAAUAGACGAAAACAAAUGAACGAUCUUGAUUGAAUAUCUAUAUUCAGAAAUCUUAAAACAUAAUAUUAUUGAUCACGUGUUACCUUCAUUGUGAACUAAAUGGAACUAUGAUCUUAUCUAAUUAAUGUGUCAUUGGCUGUGUUCAGGUAGUUAAUAAGACUGUUUGUUACUUAUAUGUUUGUCUAUCGUCGACAUUCAUUGGGCUUCCUAUAUUCUUUAUGUGGUUUACAUAUUUGCGUAUAUACGCGCACGAAGACAUACUACAUAUACAUAUAUAUUAUUGCAUGCAGAUAAUAACAGAGUGCGUAUAGCUCUAUUUAUCUUUUUGAUCUGUAUACACUUUAUUUUUCAUUCUCUAAUAACUUCAUUCAUAUGACAAGAUAUAUGUAUAUACAUAUAUAUGUAUAUAUGUGUAUGUGUGUGAAUGUGUGGGUGUGUGGAUGUGUGUGUAAGUAAAUAGAUUUCUUUAUAAAUAAUGCCAUUUGAGAGACAAUUCAAAAAAUUUUUAAAGCUCUGACAUAUCUGCAAAUUCACGAAACAAUAUUAAUUUGCGUUAAUGAUAAAUGUAUUAAAUAUUAUAUAAUAUUUUAUAUUCCCAUUAUUUUUAAACAUUAUUCUUACAUAUAAAGUUCGGGUAUAUGUCAUUCUUAUUUAACAAUAUAGUAAUCUUCAGAUGUAUGUUAAAUGGCAAGCUUAACUUUAUAAGUGUUAGACUUUCUGCAAUCUAUGAAUUUAUAUUUUUUUAACUAAUUGUAGGAUAAUGUUAUUUAAUCUGGUAAACAGAUUUAUUAGAUCAAAAGAUUAAUUAUAUGUAAUUUUCUUAAUAGUGCUAAAUAUCUUUAAUAAAAGAGACAAAUACUCUCUCUCUCUCUCUGACCAUAAAAAAUUUUAGCUAUAAAUACAUGAGAAUUGGAAAUAAUUAUUUUAUGAUUCUAAGUAUAGAGUACAAAUUGUUAAUUUAAUGAAUACAUCUUAAUUUACAAUUUCCUUGAGAAUAUACUUACUUAUUUUUUAUAAUACUAACAUGGAAAAAUUUUAAUAAAAUGAAUUCUAGAAAUAAAUAAAUGAAAACAAGAUUUUGUUCACCACUUUGAGUUGGUAAGUAAUUAUAUUGAUAAUGAUAAUAAUACUUAAGAAAUAUACAUAAUACGAAAGUAGUUGUUGGUAAAGAGUGAUACAUACUAUAUUGUUACAAUUAUAAUUUUUAUCAUUCAACUCAUCAAAUAUGUUAAUCCUCAACAAUUGAUGAUUAUGUCUCUAUAAUGGAAAAAUGUACAUUGAACUAUUUUAAUGAGCCAAAAAUAUAUUCGUUUAUGAGUUUUUUUUAAAUAUAUGUAUACAAA